Messenger RNA from Centropristis striata (black sea bass), 4917 nucleotides. It is a transcript of the gene ppp4r3b, whose product is annotated as protein phosphatase 4, regulatory subunit 3B. The coding region runs from base 309 to 2684 and encodes 791 amino acids. Gene Ontology annotation, cellular component: protein phosphatase 4 complex; nucleoplasm. The record is from RefSeq and is a predicted model, not a curated record. Lineage: Eukaryota; Metazoa; Chordata; Actinopteri; Perciformes; Serranidae. Gene Ontology annotation, biological process: protein dephosphorylation; DNA damage response. The transcript has 16 exons. Gene Ontology annotation, molecular function: protein phosphatase activator activity.
AAGAUCGGAUUACAAGAUGGCGGUCUGUGGACGGUAGCAAGAAGGCCGUUAGAGUUGUUGUGUUCUCUGUGAAUUUUACUGUUUGAUAAUAGGCCUCCUGUUGAGCUGUUUCACGUCGUGAGCGUAAUAUGUUGAUGAAAUAGCUACUGAUACAUAUCACUGUUACUGUGAACUUUACUCAGACGUGCAUGUUUUAUAACAUGCGGGUGGAAACAAAGUUAGCAGGUCGAGGGUAGAAAACAGCAGACGGGCUGAGCUGAUAGCUUGUUAGCAGCCUGCUAGCCCUGCUAGCUCCGACUCGGUUAACCAUGUCGGACACUCGGCGGCGAGUGAAAGUAUAUACGCUAAAUGAAGACCGACAGUGGGACGAUCGGGGCACCGGACAUGUUUCGUCUACGUUUGUUGAAAGGCUGAAGGGAAUAUCGUUAUUAGUUCGGGCCGAAUCGGACGGAUCUCUACUAUUGGAGUCGAAGAUAAGCCCGAAUACUGCAUAUCAGAAACAACAGGACACACUGAUUGUCUGGUCGGAAGCAGAUAAUUAUGACCUUGCCCUAAGUUUCCAGGAAAAGGCUGGCUGCGAUGAGAUCUGGGAGAAGAUUUGCCAGGUUCAAGGCAAGGACCCUGCCCUGGACAUCACCCAGGACCCCAUUGAUGAGUCGGAGGAGGAGCGCUUCGAGGAGAUUCCAGAGACAAGCCACCUGGUGGAGCUCCCCCCAUGCGAACUAAGCCGACUGGAGGAGAUCGCUGACCUGGUUACCUCUGUCCUGUCUUCGCCCAUCCGGAGGGAAAAACUUGCCUUGGCUCUCAUGAGCGAGGGCUACAUCAAGAAACUCCUGGGUCUCUUCAGAGUAUGUGAGGAUCUGGACAACAGGGAAGGUCUACAUCACCUCUACGAGAUUGUCCGGGGUGUCUUGUUCCUCAAUAAAGCCGCCCUCUUUGAGGUGAUGUUCUCAGAUGACUGUAUCAUGGAUGUGGUGGGCUGCCUUGAGUAUGACCCAGCACUGGUUCAGCCUAAACGGCACAGGGAAUUCUUGACCAAGACAGCAAAGUUUAAAGAGGUGAUCCCUAUCACGGACUCUGAGCUGCGGCAGAAGAUCCACCAGACCUACCGGGUGCAGUACAUCCAGGACAUCAUCCUGCCCACGCCAUCUGUUUUUGAGGAGAAUUUCCUGUCCACUCUCACCUCCUUCAUCUUCUUUAACAAGGUGGAGAUUGUCAGUAUGUUGCAGGAGGACGAGAAGUUCCUAACAGAGGUCUUUGCACAGCUCACAGACGAAGCCACAGAGGACAGUAAAAGGAGAGAGCUUGUGAACUUUGUCAAGGAAUUCUGUGCGUUUUCUCAAACGUUGCAGCCACAAAACAGGGACGCUUUCUUCAAAACUCUGGCAAAUCUAGGCAUUUUACCUGCUCUUGAAAUAGUCAUGGGAAUGGAUGACCUGCAGGUGAGGGCAGCAGCAACAGACAUCUUCUCUUACCUGGUGGAAUUCAGCCCCUCCAUGGUCAGGGAGUUUGUCAUGCAGGAACCACAGCAGACAGAUGACGAUGUUCUGCUGAUAAAUGUUGUUAUCAAGCAGAUGAUUUGUGACUCCGACCCAGAGCUGGGAGGGGCUGUCCAGCUGAUGGGUCUGCUCAGGACGCUCAUUGACCCUGAGAACAUGCUGGCUUCCAACAAUAAAACUGAGAAAACAGAAUUUCUGAGUUUCUUCUACAAGUACUGCAUGCACGUCCUAACUGCUCCUCUGCUGGCCAACACGGCACAUGACAAAAACUCAAAAGAUCUACAGGAGGGAUCAGCUAAGAUCAACCCGGUCUGUCCAGACAACUUCCAGACAGCUCAGCUUCUGGCACUGAUCCUGGAGCUCCUGACCUUCUGUGUGGAGCACCACACGUAUCACAUCAAGACCUACAUCAUGAACAAAGAUCUGCUCAGGAGAGUGUUGGUGCUCAUGAACUCAAAACACACCUUCCUUGCUCUUUGCGCCCUGCGGUUCAUGCGCAGGAUCAUUGGUCUGAAGGAUGAGUACUACAACCGCUACAUCAUCAAAGGGAACCUGUUUGAGCCUGUCAUUAAUGCCCUGCUGGACAACGGCACCCGAUACAACCUCCUUAACUCAGCCAUCAUAGAGCUCUUUGAGUUCAUUAAAGUGGAGGACAUAAAGUCUCUCAUAGCUCACAUUGUGGAUAACUUCUACAAAGCACUUGAAUCCAUUGAGUACGUCCAGACUUUCAAGGGCCUGAAAGGCCGGUACGAGCAGGAAAAAGACAGGCAGAGUCAAAGACUCAACAGAUAUCGCAGAGAUGCACGGUCGUUGGACGAGGACGAGGAGCUGUGGUUCAAUGACGAUGAUGACGACGAUGAUGGAGAGGCUGUGGAGAAGAGCCGAAUGGAGGAGGACUUCUCCGACAGCUACGGCAAGUACAUGGAAGCCAAAAAAGGAGCUGCCAACGGAGCGAACGGUGCCAACAAUAACGGGAAAGCUGCUGUAAUCCCACCUCCCUCACCAGCCGUCACUCCAAACAACAGUUCAACCUCCUCGGUCAAAACAGUUGCUCUUCCUGCCACACCAGUAGUAAAGACUGCUCUGGUUGGUUUGGUGGACUACCCUGACGAUGAGGAUGAGGAGGAAGAAGAUGAGGAGGAGGAAGAGCAGUCUCCAAGGAAGCGGCCCCGUCUGAGCUCUUAAGGCUGAUUGUCCUCUGUUUGGUCGAAGUGGAUGGACACUGAGUCCCUCCCAUCCUCCCUCCUCUGGUCUUCUCAUUGGUCCUUGGCCUGCCUGUGCCGCCUGUCAGUCUCACUGAGAAGACGGGCAAAGACGAGCUCCCAUCUCACCCUGUCCCCCCUGAUCUCUGCUCCUCUUCUCCCUCGGUGGUAGGAGAUGGAGAGCAUAUCUUUUUUGGAAAGAGACAAAUCUGUCUGUUCCUUCAGCCUGUUGAUUUUACCUCUUCCCUUUACCAACCGCCUCCUCUUAAGAGAUCCCAAAAUCUCUUUCUUCCCCGAGGAGAAACUCAUUUGCAAACACAUCCCUCCUCUUUCAUAACACUUCUCCUGCUCUCCCAGUUCUGACCUCCUCCUGAACAACUUUUCUCCUCUUCAUCCACCACCGUACACACCGACCAGAGAGGCUGCGGUAAAAGUAACGCUGCCAAGGCGGCUCCUAACUCUGCUAUGUUGCUAUAGCAACAAUGGCAAGGAUGCUGCGGUACUUCAGCCACCCCAAAGGAACCCUCACGUCCUCAAUUGAACUCUCCCUUUCCAUCCUUCCUCGAACCCGAACCAGUGAGCUCCAGAGACCGAGGAAGCCAGAACACAACCAGCCAGUGUAUGAACUGUUCAGCAGGCCAGUCAGGCUAGCAGGACUAGCCGUCAUAGUUAUAGAAAGCUUGACUGGCUGAAGCAGUGUGUGCCGCUCCUGCCGCAGAACUGUUCACUUUUGACGGGGAUAGAGGGAUCUAGGCAGCAUAGAAGAAUGAAAAGAUGAGGGAGGUCACAAAUGACACAAUGUACACGGAAGUAAACUCAGCAGCAAUGAGGCUUAGACCCAGAGGAGCAGGACUCAAACCUACAAAAGCCAUGGCGUCAGAUUAGCCAAGGCACACACAAAACACAAACGUCUCACACACAGGACUGCGUUAGCCAGAAAUCCUGUAUUUCAUGACUUUGUUAAAAAGUACUGUACAGAUGUUCUUUUUUUUCUUUUUAAUCAUUUUUUCCCUGAUCUGAUUUUCAAAGGGGGGAGAGAAGCCUACCUACCUGUGUAUUUUUGUUGUUGUUGCACAAAAGGUGGGGUCACUGUUCACCCUUUCAGUCCAGUUCAUUUGAUUCAAUGUAAAAUGCAGAGAAGUUGCAAAUGCUGGUUUUAAAAAAAAUAACGUAUUAAAACUGCAGUAAUUUUUGCAGCCAACAUUUUGAGGAUGUCUCGAGUUUUGUAUUGUAGUGGAAUUAAGAAUUUGGUGCCCUCGUUACAAUGCACACAUAGCCCAGGUGUUGUUCUUACUGGGUGACAAACCUGAGCUGCUGUUGUGCUUAGAGUAGAUUUAGUGCGCACUCUCGUUUCAAGAGGUUCAGGUCUUGGCACCCAUCUCUCCCAACAGAUCUCAGGUUCAGGAUUCAAUUUGCAUCAGAAACAAAACCUUGUCUGUGCACUGUAACACUGCAAGCUGAUGAAACAUCUCACAUUUAUUACUGAAUGAAGAAUGAUUCUAGUGAGCCACAAGAAGCUUGAGGUUGCAGUAGGUCUUUAUCCCAGUUUGAAGGUCCAGAAUUUUCAACACCGGUUGAAUCAGAAGUAUUAGUGUUGUUCCACAGAUUACAUCUAAUUUAAAGAUUUCUUUGGCCUGUGACAUAAAAACAAAUAUGAAUCGAAGGAAUUCUUUUUAGUUAAAUUCAAACCCCAUGAUUGGAUGAGCUGCUUUUUUAUUAGUUAACGAUAAUUUUACCCCAGAGUUGAUGCGGUGCAGUUUAAGAAUCAAACUGUUGUUUAAGUGCAGUAUUUCUGACACGGCACACAGGUUUGAUAAUGUCAGAAGGCAAUGACACAUUUUAUUGUCAGGUUGAAACAUUUUUUAUGUUGUAUCUUCUCUCCUGGUCCCACCACAAGCACACUGAGAAGCAGAUGAAGGGAAUCAAAAUUUGCAACAACAAAAAAAGCCAGAUCACACAGACUUCUCUGGAACUUCUGAGCAGCAGGCUAGGAGCACAAGUAAAAUGACUAUUGCCAAUGUGCUUUUCAGGAGUUCAGCAGUAUAUGAGCAGCGAAUUGUCUUUCCUCCUGUCUGUUAGCGUCACCCAACAAUAUGACUGUUUUUGCUCCCCCUUGAUGAAUUUGUACCAAGUGCAUUUACUACCACUAUCCAUUCUUAACAUUUGUAUGAAUUUAUUUGAUAAGUUUUGAAAUUAAAUGUGACCCUGACAUUGAA